AUGGGCACACGUGUGCCUCUCAGUGACGCUACAUCGAGGGCGAAUACCACAAGCGUACCCCAGUCAGCUGCUAGAACAAAGUAUGCGUAUGCCCAAUACGACAAUGUUGCACCUGCCUCUGUCGGUGCAACAUAUGCGUUCUCACCUUCUGUGACGGCUUCUUCCCCGGCGCACGCCCCUUCCAUAAAUGCAACACCUCCCGCUAUGGAGACUCCGACACGGGACUAUGAGGGUGAGAGCAAGCGGAACUCAGCUGCCUCCCAGAACACACCUGACCGGCACUACUCAUCAUGCGAUGGAUUUCCCAACAAGAAAUCUCACAUUGGUCCUUGGCAAUUAGGCAAGACGCUUGGCAAGGGUUCUUCUGCCCGUGUGCGAGCUGCUCGUCACUGCGUCACUCAGCAAGAUGUCGCCGUGAAAAUCAUUGCCAAGAAGACGGCCCGCAUGACCCAGUCCGGAAGCAUUGCCAUACUUGAUCAAGUUGACAGCAGCUUGCCCGAAAACAUUGAUGGUGUUCGCCGCAUGCCGCUAGCCAUCGAGAGAGAGGUUGCCAUCCUGAAGCUGAUUGAGCACCCUAAUAUUGUCAAGUUGUACGAUAUAUGGGAGAACCGCAACGAAAUCUACCUCAUCAUGGAGUUUGUCGAGAACGGUGAUUUGUUUACAUAUAUCAACUGCAAUGGUGCCUUGACGGAAGAAUCGUCCCUUUUUGUCUUCCGACAGAUGAUGAACGCCGUCCAAUAUUGCCACACCUACAAUAUAUGUCACCGCGACCUGAAACCGGAAAAUAUUCUUCUCAAGGCUGACGGUCAGAUCAAGAUCGCGGACUUUGGUAUGGCGGCUUUGCAUCAAGGGCCCCGUUAUCAUUUGCAAACGUCCUGUGGCAGCCCGCAUUAUGCAGCGCCAGAGCUCCUGAAAGCUCGGCCAUAUCGCGGUGAAAAAGCCGACAUUUGGAGUAUGGGGGUGAUUCUCUUCGUUAUGCUAGCUGGGCGGCUCCCAUUCGACGAAAGUGACUUGGGCUAUAUGUUGGCAAAGGCAAAGAAGGGCAUCUAUACGAUGCCAGCCCAUUUCAGUCCAGAGGCAAAAGACCUAGUCCAUCGCAUUUUGCAGGUGGAGCCCGAGGUUCGCAUUUCUAUGAACGAAAUGUGGCAGCACCCGCUUGUGUGGAAGUAUGGCUAUCUGGACGAAUUUGGCAGCCAUAGAGCAGAUGGCCGUGGCGCCGGGAAUCGGGGAACACACAUGCGCCCGCUUGACUUGACAACGAUCGAUACCCAGAUUUUCCGCCAGCUUCACUCCAUGUGGCAUACACUGCGGGAGGAUGAACUAGCUGGUAAGCUUGUUAGCAAUGAGCCCAACGACCAGAAGAUGUUUUACUGGCUUCUUUUCGGCUACCGAGACCGACAGAUGGAGAACUUCAACCCUACCCUUACCCACUCGAUGAGCGACUAUCAUCAUGCCAACCAGGUUUUUUCGAAGAAGGUGUCGACGCGUCAAUUUUCGCAGGGCAAAGUGUCGGGCCACAAACGAAGCGUUUCCCGGUUUACCGUCAUUUCGAAUAUCGCAGAAACGGAAACGGAAACGGAGUAUGGCACCAUCAGAAGCUACGACCCAUACAAAUCUUCGUCGGUGAUGCGUUUCGAUGAUGCACGCGCUGCCAGUCAUGCGAAGAUCGUAAUUCAUCGAUCAAAUUCCGAUGCAGAAGCUGAAGCGCGCUCUGCUGUCCAGGCCGAGGCCCAGAGGGCUAGAGCCGGGUCGGCAAACAAGAAGAGGAUGACUGCUCAUCACCGCCGCGGUACGUCGACGAACCUGAAGCUCUCGAGGGGUUCUACGAACUCUGUUCGUAGUCUGCACAGCAUCAAAAGUGUUGGGAGGUAUGGCGCCACCGUUGUGCGUCCUGCAACUCGGUAUAGGCGAGGUGUCAACUUCUCGCAAGUGAGGAAGCCUUCAGGCCAUGAUCGGCAAUCGAGUAUCAGCAGCAUCAGUGAUAUCAAGUACCGGGAUGACACUCUUCUCUGGAACGAAGACCUCACGGAGUUCAGUUGUAAGAUUGCCAGAGACUUGGAUGAGGCUUUCAUGAGUUCAUUGCUCACUGUGGAUAUUGCUGAGAAUGAGGAUGGAAGGAACUCGCCAUACUCUCUUCGGCUCAGUAGCCCGGACGUGGAGCACUCACUUUCAACACAAGCACUGCUUGCGGAUUCCGACCCUUCACCGAUAUUGGAAACAACCGGGCCCGGCCAUUGGGACUCUCGGCCAUUGCCUCCGUCGCCGCCGCUGUCUGACUCUGUUCGGUUGGAGAUCAUGCAGGCUGAGGCUGACCGUGCACACCGCAAGUACUCAGCUGACUCUGGACCAACGAUGCGUCCGCUCUCAACACCUGGAAACGCUGCCAUUGCAUCACCUCGUCCUAAGGUGGAGGCGAGCGCCUUUCCCGCACCUCUUGUGAUUAGUGAACGGCGGGUCGUAUCGGCGCCAGUCUAUCCCAAUGGAGGUUCAGACUUGCCGUCCAUAUAUGAAGGGUUCCAUGAAAACGGGUGCCGCAACGAGACGGACAAGCCACGUGCGGUAUCCGCGCCGUCUAAGAACCAAGGUUUAAAUGAUCUGGCGAUGGCUGAGAAGACUAUCCGAGUGGUAGUGUCUCCCACUGCUCCUCGGAACAGGAGAUCGAUUGCAACCCCACAGCCGUUGGAUGUGUCAAAAAAUAGUAGCAGAGUGAAUGCUAAGACGCCAUCUUCGGAACAGAGCAUCCGCCAGCAGUAUAUUGACGGCGAAGGGUAUCGGUCCCGAUAUCACAAUGAGUUUCCUGAACGUCAGCCGACCAUUGUGGAGGAAGGCUCCAAGGAAUCUCUGAGCAGCGGUUCGGGUUCGGGUCCCAUUAAGAUGCCAUGGCUGUUCCGGCGCCAGUCCAAGCUUGAAUCGCGCCGUGCAGAAACACCCGCAGCCUCAGUAGUCAACCCGCCCCAGGCUCUUCCUAGGAAAAGGAGCCUUUUCUUCCCGUUCUGGAAGAGCUCCAGGAGCAGCACAAAGCUUUCUGUCCUGGAGACGGAUGACGAAAACAAGGCUAAUAGCUGGGAGACAGUGAAGAGCUGGAAGCCAAAGUCGACGGAGGAUCUAAAAUCCAAGAAGCGCUUCAGUCGGCUGACUCUUCCUUCAGGCUGGUAUGAUGAGGACGAAGAGGAGCGUGGGAGUCGCAAGAUUGAUCCACAGCAGAACUGGCUGGCCAGAAUAUUUCACGUCAAGCCAGCGAAGCGCCAUCUUUGCUUGAGCAUUUCACAGCGCCGAGCACGCCAAGAGACAGUGUCUCUGCUACGGGAAUGGAAGAAUUUUGGAAUUCGUGAUAUUGAGGUUGACAAGGUGAACAACAUUGUCUUUGCCCGAGUUGCUGCGAACAACUAUCUCGGCAUCCGCGAAGUCUCAUUUGCGUGCGAGAUUAUUACGGUGAUUGAGCACCGCAAGAGUAACCAUCUGUGCAUAAUUCGCCUAACACAGGAGAGGGGCUCAGCCAACAGCUUCCACAAGGUGGCAGACACGAUCAAGUCGAAGUUUCGCGAGCGUCAUCUGCUAGUUGCGGACACCCGCAAAUCCAAGAUGAUGGUCAAGACACUAAAUUCCUGA
Molecule: messenger RNA, 3609 nt
Organism: Grosmannia clavigera kw1407
Lineage: Eukaryota; Fungi; Ascomycota; Sordariomycetes; Ophiostomatales; Ophiostomataceae
Product: serine/threonine-protein kinase
Exons: 3
Coding region: 1-3609 (1202 amino acids)
Biological process (GO): intracellular signal transduction; protein phosphorylation
Cellular component (GO): cytoplasm
Molecular function (GO): protein serine/threonine kinase activity; ATP binding
Source: RefSeq, a predicted model, not a curated record